ACAUAUGUUCCUCUUUAGUAGUUUGUAAACUGUAAAGUACGAUAUGAAGUACUUAGUUCUUCAUCUAUUCCUUAUCAGUUUUACAUGAUUAGUUAGUAGUGAAAUUAAAAAAAAAACAGUUUUGUUUAGUAAUGUAGUUGUUGAAGUUUAAAUGGCUAGAUUUAACUGUAUAUAUUUUAUAUGUUGUGAAAAAUUAAGGACUAAUCACCAAUAUAGAUGAACAAAACAUUACUCACAAGUCUUUCAUUAACAUUACUAAAAUUUAAAAAAAUAAAGUGUCAAAAUGGAUAGUGAACAAAUUACUGUAACUUCUACAGAUAGGGAAUACAAGAAGAAGAGAGUGGAGGAAUUGGGCAGUACUCUUGCAAAAAUCCGUGCUCGAGUCAAAGCGAAUCGAGGAUCUGCUGCAAAAAAUGAUGAUGAAGUUCAGUCAUCUGGGGGAAGUAAGGUCUCGGAGGAUUCCGAGAGAACAGCUCUUACUACAAAACUUGAGGAGGACAGGGUCCGAUUCAGUAAACAUCAGUCUGAAAAAGCUAAAAUUAAAGAAGCUAUGGAUCAAAUAAUGAUUGAUCGAGAAGAACAAAAAAAAGUGGAAAAACAGUUACAAGAAGCUAUUGCUAAAGUGACUGCUCCUGCACCUGAAUUACCACCUCUUAUUAAACAGCGAAUAAUUGAUUUGGAAACAUCUGUGGAAACUCUGAAGGAAAGGCUUUAUGAAAAAGAUAAAGUCCUAUCCAGCAAAUCUCAAGCCCUGACUGUUCUUCAUAAUCAAUUGAUGCAGAGAUCUCAGGAACAUGCCGAACGAGCGAUGGCGAUCACACAGGAAAUAUCUGCAUUAAAAGAAGAUUUUGGUAAAAGGGAAGAGAAUUGGAAGAAAGAAAUGCUGAGGUUAAAAAGCAGAGAAGAAGAACUUGAACAAAGGCUUGCCGAGAAGGAAUCACAUACUGCUGAUGUGGAGUCAUUGCAAAUGGAAUUGGCUCUGAUUAGACAAAGCUUAAGCAAUACUACCAACAAAAAUGAAGAAUUAUCUAACAAAAUGGAGACUGCGAAUAAAAUAAAUUUAAAACUUAAAGCUCAGUUGAAGGCAGUGAAACAGGAAAGGGACAAAUUUAAAGAGAGCCUAGAGAGUUCAGGAGGUGUGGAAGCGUUGAAGAAUCAAAUAGCUGUUUUGGAAGAAGAAAAAGGUAACCUCCAGUUGCAACUGGUAGACUUUGAUGAUAUUAAAGAAUCUUUGCAGUCUGCUUCUCUAAGGUCUGAUACCUUAGAAGAAGAGAUGAGUAAAUUGAAAGAAAGUCUGAAACAUCUAACGGAAGAAAAGGAAGCUCUUUUAAAAGGUCUUGAUGAAGCCAACCAAGCAACUGAUCAUCAAAUGAGUGUCAUUGAGCAGUUAAAAAUGACAUUAAAAGAGGUCGAAGAACAAAAAAUUUCAGCUGAAAUGAGAUCUAUAGAAGUAGAAGAGAAGUUGGAAGGAUUACAAAUGAGCUCAAGUAAACAAAUGGAGCAACUGUUGAGUGAAAUAUCUAUCAUAAAAAAUCAAUUUGAUGAGCAAAAUGUACUUGUUGAUUCUCUUAAUAACAAACUGUCUCUGAAGGACCAAGAGAUUGCUGAUAUCAAAGGUAAUAACUUCCCUGCUGAAAUAGAUACUGAAACAAGAUUAAAGGAAAUAGAAUCUUAUAACAGUGAACUCGUCGAAAAGAUUCGGGAGCUGCAGUUGAAAUGCGCGGGCCACGAGCAGGCUGUGGUACAGCUGAAUGAAUCAUUGAAUGAUCGAAAUGAAACCAAUAAUCAAUUAAGAUCAAAGUAUGAUCAGGCUAUUGCUUCUUUGAACGAUACCAAAAGGAUUAUAGAAAAUUUACAAGUUGAAAAUGAAAAGUUAAAAUCUACUGAGAGUAUGCUCAAAAAGGAAAAGCCGUCUAGUGAAGGUGUUCCUGUAAAUACAGAAUCCAAAGAAGAUCCUAAUCUCACUCAGAAAUUCAAAAAGCUCGCUGCUAAUUAUAAAAUUCGUACAAAACUCUGUCAAGAUCUAGAAGAAAAAUUGAAAAAUUUGAACAAUGUUUUAGAAGAAAAAGAUAAAGCACUGUUGCAACUUUCUGAACAGAGGACUGAAUUAAAAUCAGAAAUAGACACAUUAAAAAGUAAAGAACAGGAAUUAAGCCUUGAAGUAGAAAAAGUUCAAUCUAAAAAUCAUAAACUCUUAGCUAUAAUUGAAGAUUUAACACCUAAAUUAGAAGCAUUAGAAGCAGAGAGGUCAGCUGCACUUAUAAAUGUCGAUAAAAUGAAUAAAGCCUUCGAAGAGUUGAAGGAAUGGAAGGAAGGUGAUUCUAAACUGUUGAAAGAACACAUUACAAGUGUCAAUUCAAUGGCUAGUCAUGUUUUACUUUUAGAAGAUGAACUUGGAAAGUUGCAAUCCAUUGUUAACGAAAAGAACACCAUGAUUGGGGAUCUCGAGACUGAGAGAAAAAAAUUGGGGGAAGAUAUGAAGAAUAGUGAAGUUGAAUUAGAAAGAUUAAGGGUAUUAUACCAACAAGAAUCUGUUAAGAACCAAAAUGUUUUAACCAACUUGGAGGGACUAGAAUCUGAAAUGCUGGUUAGUCGUAAGGAAAUGGACAUGAUAGCUGAACAAUUGGAUGCUGUUACCAAGAACUACAACAUGUGCCUUGGGAAUCUACAGGAAAGGGAAAAUUAUAUUGAAGCUCUCGAGCAAGAUAUUAUUGGAAUGAAAUCUAAGAUGUAUAAUUUAGAAUCUGGUAUCGAGGAUAAACACAGAAUGUUACAAGAAAGAGGAAAUCAGCUGUCAGCCAAACUAGAGCAAGCUGAAAUACUACGUCAUGCCUAUGAUAAGUAUCAGGUGGAAAUGGAAAAGAAAUUCAAGCUCAUGGAAGAAAAUGAAAAGUCCCUCAAGACUAACAUUCUUUUGUUGCAAAAUGAAAUAGAAAUUCUCAAAAAUUCAAAUUCAGAACUUAUGAAGGAAAAAGAAGAAUAUGAAACUGAAAAGUCUAAAAUGGCUUCCGAAAUAAAUACACUUAACGACAUAAGGAAUUCAUACAAUUCAACAUUAGACAGAAUUGAAGUGUUAAAUGAGGAAUUGAAACAAGUAAUGGAUGAAUUUGAAGCUAAAAAUCAAGAACUAAUAAAACUUAGUGAGGAAAGAGCAGAUUUAUUUAAUAAAUUAACUGAUUUAGAAGAGUCUUAUGCUGAUUUGAAAAGCCAAUUAUCUGAAUCAGAAGAAGUCACUAAUAGGCUUCAGAAUGAACUAGCUAAGAAGGAAAAUUUAAUAAUCGAAUUACAAAAUGAAAUAUCAAAUCUCAAAGCUGUAGUUGGAGAAGAAAAAUAUAAUAGUGAAAGUAAAUUAAACACAGCAACAGAUAUGGCUCCACUACAAAAAGAACAAAAUGUUACCAUGUUUUCUUGGGAUGACCACAGUCAUCAAUCGGUAUCCAAAGGUGAGGGAGAUGGGAUCAUGACCGAAUUGGAAGAAAAGAAAAAGUCAUUGGAAGCUGCACAACAAGAAAUCGAUAAUUUACAAUUCAUAUAUAAUUCAAAGUUAACUGAAAAAGAUAGUGAAAUUACUUUACUCCAAGAGCAAGUAAACAAACUCCUUUCUGAUAAGAGUGUUUCCGAUUCUGACUUAAAAUCUCCAUCUGAGGACAGCCUUGUUAAAAAAGAACAAGAUGUUCAAGUGUUUUCAUGGGAACAGCAUAGCCAUGAAGUCAGUAAAGAAGACGAGGAAGGCUGGGGUUGGAUUGGUGCUGAAGCACAUCUUGAACAAGAUCACAAACAUUCUGAGGCUCUUCAGAUACAGACACUGACUCAGAGAGUUAAGGAGCUAGAAGAAGAGCAGAAGAGUCUGACGGAUAAACUUGCUUCGUCUAAGAUCAAGUGUGUUAAACUUUUGAAGAAGCUGAAAGAAAUGGAAGCAAUAAAUGAACAAUCCAAAAAUGAGAGAAUGGUAGGUUUCAGUGACCUUGAUUUUGCCCUUCAAGAAGAGCUAAGAUCACAAUUAGAUAAACUCGAAUUGAAAAACAAGGAACUUUCAAAUGAAAUAAAUGCGUUGAAAUCGGAAAAAGAAAAUCUUUUAAAGAAAGUGGAAGUUUUUUCUAAUGCAAAUGACCAACUUAUAGAAAUGAAAGAGCGACAAGAUAUUGAAGUACAGAUGUGGCAGAAAAGAAGUGCUGAACUGAAAAAUGAAUUACAGGGUCUUCAGUGGACUAUCGAAGAACUCAAAUCUGAUAUGCCAUCUCAUAAUAAGGGAGAAGAUGAACUAUCUGAAAAAUUCAACGCUUUAGUUGUCGAAAAUGAAGAACUCCAACGAAUCAUAUGCAACUUAAAAGAUGGUCGACCUAUUGGCAGCCCAGAGACUGCCGUAGAAUUGAAUUCAUUGAAAGAGGAACUGAAGAAACUAAAAGAAAUUAGAAUAAAAGAAAAAGAAACAUAUGACAGUGAAACAAAAAAAGCAAAUGAAGAAAUAGACGCUUUAGAACUCCAAAUUGAUGUUUUGACUAAGGAAAACCAUGAAUUAAAUAAAAAAUCAAUGCAAGGUAUUAGUUUGAAGCAGGAGGAAAUCUCGUCUUUAUCUGCUCAAAUUCAGAUAUUAAAUGACGAAAAUGAAAAACUUAAAGAGAAAUUGACAACUUCGCUUGAUACAAAUACUGCUCAAGAAAGUGACACUUUGAAGAAAUCCGAGUUCGAAGUCCAAUUAAAUAUUGCUAAUGAAGAAAUAAGAUUACUUAAAGCGGUCAUUGAUGAGAAGUCAAUUGAAAAUGAUACCGUUAAAGUUCAAUUAACUGAAUUUAAAAAUGAAACAGAACAACUUUUAGAAAAAAUUCAAGCUCUGGCGAUAGAAAAUUCUCAGCUAAAAGAAAAAUUGGAAUCAUAUUCGAAACAGCUGACAACUUCUCAGAAAGAAUCUGAAGACGUAGGUGGUCUCAACAGUCAGCUAAACGAUACUAGAAACGAAUUGGCGAUGCUUCAGAACAAGAUAGAUUUCUUAGAGAGUAGUAAUAAUAACUUACAAGAGCAAUUAAAAGCUAUUAAUGAGUCUGCUGCAUCAGAAAUCGCUCAGCAUGUCGAUAAAUUACGUAAAAGCUUUGAAAUGAUUAGUGAAUUAGAAAAUGGUCUAAAGGUUGCUCAAGAAAUCAUGAGUAAUUUGGAAAGUUGUAUUGAUGAUUUAAUAUCUAAAAUGCAGAUCACUACACCAUCAAAUAAUAUUGUUGAAAAAUUAAAAGAAGUCAUCAAUGUUGUUUUCUCUGAAAUUGAUAAAAAGAAAAAUUUAGAAAAAGAAAUUUUAUCACUCAAAGAAGAAUUAGCCAAAUAUUCCAAAAAAGAAGAAACUUCUGUUGAUGCAGCAUCCCUUCCCGUCUUUAAGGGAUUUUCUUCUUUCACUAACGAUCCCUUUGAUACUAUUGCCGAAACUAAAACUAGCCAUCAAUCAGGCGUAACAUUAGAAAGCAGGCCUGAUACAACACAUUAUGAAAAUAAGAUUUCUAAACUUGAAGAAGAAAAAACCUUAUACCAAAGUGAAAUAAAAGAUUUAACGAAUCAGUUAUCUGGCUUACAAGCUCAUAUUAACAAAAUCAACACUGACUAUACAAAACAGAUCGAUGAGAUGAAAUUGAAAUUAGAAAGAUCUGAGGCAGAAAUCAAUCAUUGGAAAGAACAAGUAAAUUCUUUGAACCAAGAUGUUAACCGUUUAGUUCAAAGGCAUAAUCAGGAAAUAGAAGAUUUGAGAACGAAUGACGAAAGAUCGAGAGAAAAGUUACUAGAAAUCGAAGAGAAUUAUCAGAACACUUUGUUAAAUAAGGAACAAGAAAAUAAAAAUUUAAGACAAAGUUUAUUAGAGAAAGAACAACAGUUCUCAAACUCUGUUAAUGAAUUGAAUAGUUUACAGACCCAAUAUGGAUUGAUUUCUCAACAGAUAUUCUCUUUAGAGAAUCGCGUGAGAGAUCUUACUAAAGAAAAUGAAGAACUUCAAAGAGAGCUUGAUAAAUCAAAAAGUAAUGAAAACACCGUAAUCGAAAAACAAAAAGAAGAAAUUCAUGAACUGAUGGCCAGGUUGGAGUAUAUGAGCCAGUCGCAAAAUAUCCAAAAGAGCGAUAAUGAAGAGUAUCUGAGGUCCCAAUUGAUGGAAUUAAGUAACCACUUCAAGGCUUUGGAAGCGUCAAAUAGUGAAUUGCAAAGAGUCCUAACUAGUCAAGCCGAAGAAAUUACCUUAUUAAAGACAAGUAUUUCAGAUCUAGAACAGAAAAAGAAAUAUCUAGAAUCUGUAAUAUCUGAGAAACAAAAAGAAUUACAUAAUGUUACAAGCAGCAUGAGUCAACAGCAGGAAAAUCAGCAACCCAAUUAUUCCAUUGUAAAUAAUGCCGAAAUAGAAAAAUAUGUUACUCUCCUCAAGCAGAAGGAUCUUGAAAUCGAAAGGGUAUCAAAAGUUCUUCUCGACACUCAAGAGAGGUUGGUCCAAGUGCAAGACUCUAAGCCAAAUGAUAAAGUUCUCUCGCUACAAUUCAAAUUGGAUCAAGUCCUGUACACACUCCAUGCUCGAGAUGUCCGUUGUGACGAACUUACACAAGAAAUAAUGCAGCUUCUUGAAGAAAGAGACAUUCUUCAAUUAAGACUGUCAGAAAGCUUAAGGGAAAAUGAUAUUUUGAGGCAAGGCAAUAUGGACAAACCUUCUUCCCCUUCUCCAGAACUUCAAAAUAAGCUUGGAGAACUGCAUAAAGGAUACAAGAGAGACCCAGUCGUGCAGCAGGAAAUGGAGAGUCGCCAUAAUCAACAAAUGAACCUUUACUCUCCAGAAGAUGAGAACAAAGAUACAAGUGUGGACUACGGGAUUUUCAACUGGUUUUUCAGUUCUCCAACGUCAGGUUCAUCACAGCAGUGACAGUGAAGUAACCUUUCAUUCCAAAGUUCGAUACUUUGGCUCGAAAAUUUAUGAUAGAUGACAAUAUUGAAUGAGACACUGGACUGAUUACUACCACAUUUACAGUCUCUGUUGUAAAGAUAUUGUGUGCCCUAAGCAUAUUGUGAUCGCCCUAGUCUUAAGAGUUUAUAACAUUUCCAAAGUACUAUCUUACUUUCCAACUGAUUUGAAAAGUGCAUUUUGUUAUUUGAAUUGUUUUUAAGGGAUUAGCGAGUGUAUAAGCUAUUUUUAUUUUUGUUAUAUUGUUUGUUAAUAUUCAAAUUUUAUUCUUCUUGUAUUUUAAUUAUUUAUUAAUUGUUGUUACGACAAGGAAAAAAAAAUAUGCAAUCAAAAUGUUUAUUUAUGCAUAGAAUUUCGUGUUCUUAAUUAUUCAAAUGUCCACUUUAUAAACGUAAUGUGAUAAAAAUGAAUUAUUAUUUCACGAUUAGCCAAAUUGUAUAAAUAAUUUGAGAAGCAAAUUAAAAUAUUUUUUUCUAUAUUUACGAGAUUUAUAAAUUAUAUAUGGAUUUCUGUCAAAUCAAUAAUACUUGUAUAAAUUCAAAUGUUAACUUUUCAGUCAUAGUCUCCCAUUA
This is a messenger RNA of Nezara viridula (southern green stink bug), 7488 nucleotides long. The record is from the annotation of a GenBank genome assembly. NCBI's taxonomy places the organism in Eukaryota, Metazoa, Arthropoda, Insecta, Hemiptera, Pentatomidae.